CGGAGCUGCGCGAACAUGGCCGAAGUCGGCGAGGACAGCGGGGCCCGCGCCCUGCUGGCGCUGCGCUCGGCGCCCUGCAGCCCCGUGCUGUGCGCCGCCGCCGCCGCCGCCGCCGCCUUCCCCGCCGCCGCGGCCCCCGCGGCCCCCGCGCCCGGGCCCGCCGCCCCGUCGCCGCCGCCGCCCGCCCAGCCCCCGCCGCCGCCGCCCCCGCCGCCGCCGCCGCCGCCGGGCGCGAUCGCGGGGGGCGCGGGGGCCGCGGGCGCGGGGGGCGCGGGCGGCGCGGGGGCCGCGAUCGCGGGCGGCGCGGGCGGCGCGACGGGCCCGGGCGCGGGGGCCGCGUCGGGCGAGGCCCUGGUGGCCGCGGCGGCCGCCUCGGUGCGCAGGAGCCCCGGGCCCGCGCUGGCGCGCCUCGAGGGCCGCGAGUUCGAGUUCCUCAUGCGGCAGCCCAGCGUCACCAUCGGCCGCAACUCGUCGCAGGGCUCCGUGGACCUGAGCAUGGGCCUGUCGAGCUUCAUCUCGCGGCGCCACCUGCAGCUCAGCUUCCAGGAGCCGCACUUCUACCUGCGCUGCCUCGGCAAGAACGGCGUCUUCGUGGACGGGGCCUUCCAGCGGCGCGGCGCGCCCGCCCUGCAGCUGCCCAAACAGUGCACCCUUCGGUUCCCUAGCACGGCCAUCAAGAUCCAGUUCACGUCGCUGUACCGUCAGGAGGAGGCCCCGGCGUCUCCCCUCCGGCCCCUCUACCCGCAGAUCUCCCCUCUGAAGAUUCACAUUCCGGAGCCGGAUCUCCGCAGCCUGGUCAGCCCCGUCCCUUCCCCGACCGGCACCAUCAGCGUUCCCAACUCCUGCCCGGCCAGUCCACGCGGAGCGGGGUCCUCCGGCUACCGCUUUGUUCAGAACGUGACCUCAGACCUGCAGCUGGCCGCAGAGUUUGCCGCGAAGGCCGCCUCAGAGCAGCAGGCGGACGCGUCCGGAGGGGACAGCCCUAAGGACGAGUCGAAGCCCCCGUACUCCUACGCUCAGCUGAUCGUGCAGGCCAUCUCGUCAGCGCAGGACAGGCAGCUAACACUAAGCGGCAUCUACGCCCACAUCACCAAGCAUUACCCUUACUACCGGACGGCUGACAAAGGCUGGCAGAAUUCAAUCCGACACAACCUCUCUUUGAACCGCUACUUUAUUAAAGUCCCUCGUUCCCAGGAGGAGCCUGGGAAGGGGUCUUUUUGGCGAAUAGACCCCGCCUCAGAAGCGAAGCUCGUGGAACAGGCAUUCCGGAAACGGAGGCAGAGGGGCGUCUCCUGCUUCCGCACGCCCUUCGGGCCGCUGUCGUCCAGGAGUGCUCCAGCCUCGCCCACCCACCCUGGGCUGAUGUCCCCUCGCUCUAGCGGCCUGCAGACCCCAGAGUGCCUGUCUCGAGAGGGCUCGCCCGUUCCGCACGACCCUGACUUCGGGUCAAAGUUAGCUUCUGUUCCAGAGUAUCGGUAUUCCCAAAGUGCACCCGGUUCUCCCGUCAGCGCCCAGCCGGUGAUCAUGACCGUGCCUCCCCGACCGCCCAGCCUGGUUGCCAAGCCCGUCGCCUACAUGCCCGCAUCCAUAGUGACGGCGCAGCAGCCCUCCGGCCACGCCAUCCACGUCGUGCAGCAGGCUCCCCCUGUCACCAUGCUCAGGGUGGUCACCACGUCCGCCAGCUCCGCCAACGGGUACAUCCUCGCCAGCCAGGCCUCAGCAGGAGCCGCCCACGAAGCGGCGGGCACAGCCGUGCUGGACCUGGGAAGCGAGACAAGAGGCCUGGAGGAGAAGCCCACCAUCGCCUUCGCCACCAUCCCCGCCGCUAGCCGCGUCAUCCAGACGGUAGCCAGUCAGAUGGCCCCGGGGGUCCCCGGCCACACGGUCACCAUCCUGCAGCCAGCCACUCCGGUGACCAUCGGGCAGCACCACCUACCUGUCCGGGCCGUCACUCAGAACGGGAAGCACGCGGUCCCCACCAACAGUUUAGCCGGCAGCACUUACGCCCUCACCAGCCCCCUACAACUCCUGGCGGCCCAGGCGAGCUCAUCCACACCGGUGGUGGUCACGCGGGUGUGCGAGGUGGGGCCCGAGGAGCCGGCGGCGGCCGCGGCCACCACCGCCACCGCCCCGGCCACCGCUGCCUCCGCCGCCUCUUCCACCGGGGAGCCCGAGGUCAAAAGGUCGCGCGUAGAGGAGCCCAGUGGGACUGUGACCGCGCAGGCCGGGGUGAUCACGGCCGCCGGCCCGCAGGGACCCGGAACCGGGGAGUGAAGACGCCUGCCUACGGGCCGAGUGGGACGCUCGCCGUAAGGGAUUCUGGAGCCAGGCCCUGACCGCCGACCCCCUGCCGCUUGCAGACCGCGACAAGAAGGCUCCACGGUGACCUGCGCACGUGCCAAACGGACAGGACGGUCUCGGCCUCCACCCGCACCUGGACGCACUCGUCCUCCCUGUUCUGUCUCCUGCCCCCGCUGUGGUUUAAAACAAAACACAUAAACAAGUUCAGACCGCUGAUUGUAUGAUUCGGGAAUUGUUUGUUUUUAUUUCCUUCUCUCCUGCACCGUCUUCUCUCCUGGGCCCGUGGCCGAGGGCGUGGGGGACGAGGCCGCGGCCCGGCGCCUGGAGGAACGGAUCACGGAUCACGGGCAGACUUAGCCACGAGCAGAGGCGAGGCUGCGGGAGCACCCGUGGCCCCCGGAGGCCCAGACGGAGGCCGUCGUGCGAGGGAGGGGACGGCAGCGGCACGGGUCCUCUCUGCGGCGGAUUGGGAGUGCACAGGAGAAAGGCAGGCGCUGCCAGAGCCCGGAGCGUCCCGUGGGGUUUUCUCCCUAAAGUAGCGACACGGAAAGCAUUGGCAUUAAUCUGGGGUGCGGGGCUCAGGCUUGGCUUUCUUAUUUUGUUGGAACGGUGGGAUUCAGGCUUCAUCUCAAAUCUGAGAUAAACACGAAAGGAAGCAGGUGUCUGUGAGGUCUGCGUCUGUGGACAGCGUGACGGCCGUAGGCCUGGGCUUCUUACUGGCAUUAAUCCUGUGACGAGUCAAUCCUGCCGCUCUGUCUGCUAACUCCAAGAAAGAUCGACGGCCUCCCAGACUGGCGUUCGGGGCGGAAAGCUGUGUGGGCGGGAGCGGCCGAGGGUCCUCGUCCAGAGGCCCCGAAACCGGGAAUCGGCGAGCCCUGUGUCCUCAGCGGGCCUGAGGCCCCGGUGCCUGGAUGCCGUGGGACGCACCGCGCUGGCGGGCGCCUCUCGGAUACCAUCAGCAAGUGGCGGUCGCUUUACCACCCGACACGUACCUCCUGCUGUAAGUCAGGCCGUGUCCUGUGCCCGCAGCGCCGGGGCCACACCGCCCCUGUGCUUGGCUCUUGCUGCCUCCAUCGGUCUUGCCUGCGACCUGGCCGCAUGACCAGCGAGUGAUGCCAGGCUCCCCGGGGCCGAGGCCCUGCGCUCACAGACGCCCCGUGCCUCCUGGAGCCGUCACCACAGCCGGAGGUGAGGCCGCCGCACUCCUGGUUUAUAGCCCAGUUUGGGGUCCACGUUCUAGCUCUUCAGCUCCUCUCGGAGAACAUUCUCAGGAAACGUCAAGUGGUCUGUGAAAAGCGACUCUAAACUUGGCCGGCCGCCCCAGCACUGGUUUUUCUGACGGUGGACACUGGGCCCUGCACAGAAGUCCAGCAGGAACAGUUUUUCUUCCUGGAAGUCGCCUGUCCUCAGCAUCGGUCUCCAACCAGCAAAGCUGCCUCCCCAGGCCCCCGCCCCAGCGGCAGCGACAGGGAGCGAGCUCGGCCCCUAAAGCCCCCAAGAGAAGGAGCGGGCCUGGUGGGCCGGGUCAGGCGCCAGCUCAGAGCGAAGGAGAAACCGCAGAACAGUCUCGAGGCCGUUCAGGCAAGACGGGCUUAUGUGCCAAGCGUGGCCGGGCCGUGGCCGGGGCGGGCGGACAGGCUCUGUCUCACUGCCGUGGUCGUCAGUCGCCGAGGACAAAUCCAGAGUGUCCUGCCGUCCGGCCUGUGACACCUGGUCCGACAUUCUUCAAGCCCCAAACCGCUCGUGUCUAUGGCACCAACUUCAACUGGGAGAGAAGCUCUUCUGUGAAGUCCCCACCCACUGCCUCCGGUGACACUGGGGUGGAAGUGGCCGGGCGUGCCGUCCUCGGUGAUGGGAAACCGCACUCUGUUCCGCGUUGGCGAUUUCUGCUUUAUAAACUCUGUUCUUCGCCGCA
Molecule: messenger RNA, 4216 nt
Organism: Neofelis nebulosa (Clouded leopard)
Lineage: Eukaryota; Metazoa; Chordata; Mammalia; Carnivora; Felidae
Gene: FOXK1
Product: forkhead box K1
Exons: 9
Coding region: 16-2274 (752 amino acids)
Biological process (GO): regulation of transcription by RNA polymerase II
Molecular function (GO): DNA-binding transcription factor activity, RNA polymerase II-specific; protein binding; RNA polymerase II cis-regulatory region sequence-specific DNA binding
Source: RefSeq, a predicted model, not a curated record